AUGAUAAUAUUUCAAAAAGCUCUACCCCGCAACAAGCGCAAGACGAAAACGCAUAAAAUCCACGCAAGUACAAAACACAUGACUAACUUUUAUUUUAGUACAAAAAGUCUGCCAGAGGAAUACUAUAAGACAUCUUAG
Molecule: messenger RNA, 138 nt
Organism: Vairimorpha ceranae
Lineage: Eukaryota; Fungi; Microsporidia; Nosematidae
Exons: 1
Coding region: 1-138 (45 amino acids)
Source: RefSeq, a predicted model, not a curated record